CAACAUUACACUUUGUGAACUCGUUGAAAACUGUAUAGUUACUUUCAACAUUGGUAUUGAACAACAUGGCAUCAAAUAAUCAAUUUGUAACAUUUAAUAAUGGUCAAGAGUAUCCAAUUUUAGGAUUUGGAACAUGGAAGUCGAAACCUGGAGACGUUGAAGAAGCAGUGAAAGUUGCAAUUGAUACAGGUUACAGACAUUUUGAUUGUGCAAUGUUUUAUGGAAAUGAAAAAGAAAUAGGAGAUGCUAUUAAUCAGAAAAUUGAUGAAGGUGUAGUAGUUCGUGAAGAUUUGUUCAUUACUAGUAAAUUAUGGAAUAUUUUUCAUCAACCUGAUAUUGUCGAAAGUGUAUUAAAAAAAACUUUAUCAGAUUUACAAGUUGAAUAUUUAGAUUUAUAUUUGAUUCACUGGCCUAUGGCUUUCAAAGAGGGCGGAUUAAAUGAUGAUUUCAUUCCAAAAGACGAUGAUGGUGCCACAAUUGAAGGUAAUGGUUCAUAUAUUGAUACAUGGAAAGCAAUGGAAGAAUUGGUAGAAAAUGGCCUAACGAAAUCAAUAGGUGUUUCAAAUUUUAAUAAAAGACAAAUUCAAGAAAUAUUAGACGUAGCUACCGUGAAACCUGUAAACAAUCAAGUUGAAUGCCAUCCUUAUUUAACCCAAAAAAAAUUAAAAGAGUUUUGUGACGAACACGAUAUAAUAUUAACUGCAUAUAGUCCACUAGGAAGUCCAGAUAACCCAUGGAAAAAACCUGAAGACCCGACUCUCUUAGAAGAUCCGAAAAUUAUGGAAAUCGCAGACAAAUAUAAUAAGACUUCAGCUCAGAUAUUAAUAAAAUACCAAAUUCAAAGAGGAAUUAUGGUUAUUCCAAAAUCUGUAACUAAGAGUCGUAUUGAAUCCAACUUUGAUGUAUGGGAUUUUGAACUUGAACAAGAGGAUAUCGAUCAAAUUGAUACAUUCGAUUGCAAUGGUCGUUUUGUGCACAUGAAGGGGAACAUGCAUUUUAAGGAUUAUCCAUUCAAUGAUGAAUAUUGAAUUAAAUAUAUGUAGUUGAAAAGCGUUACUUUUUAGUUAAUCUACAUUUUAUUAAAUGUAUAAUGGACAUGAAUACAUUUUAUCACCAUAUAAACAUAAUUAAUAAUGUAUUUAAAUACUUUCUAAUAUAAUUUUACUUGAUAUACUCCUAUAAAUAAAAUAAACAACAUUCCUACCUACCUAGUACAUUUUUAAAAAAUAUUUUGUUUUUUUUUUUAAGCAUCUAUAUAAAAUGUAUGCUAAGUAGUUGGUAUAAUACUAUAA
This is a messenger RNA of Metopolophium dirhodum (rose-grain aphid), 1292 nucleotides long. RefSeq names its product aldo-keto reductase family 1 member B1-like. Lineage: Eukaryota; Metazoa; Arthropoda; Insecta; Hemiptera; Aphididae. Gene Ontology annotation, cellular component: cytosol. The record is from RefSeq and is a predicted model, not a curated record. Gene Ontology annotation, molecular function: aldose reductase (NADPH) activity. The transcript has 6 exons. The coding region runs from base 66 to 1028 and encodes 320 amino acids.